CAUGACCUAAAUCAUAAUUUUAUUCACUCGAUUUAAAUACAAAACGUUGCUUUUAUUUUAAAGGUACAGGCAGGAAUUUUAUUGUUUUCUUUGCUACUUGACAUUCAGCUUUACAAUCAUCGACUUUCACUGGAGUGAACGACUUAAAUUUUCUGUGCACUUCAACGCCAGCUUGUUUCGCGGAAGGUCGCAAACAGCAAGAUGGCCAAUGAAGCCAAGCCGUGCCCCUGUGACAUUGGUGACCGGAUGGAGUAUGGAGGACUCGGCCAGGAGGUCCAGAUAGAGCAUAUUAAUGCUUAUGUAGUGAAACCAUCCACUCCAUCUGACAAGGCUAUCAUUGUCAUUCAUGACAUCUUUGGAUGGCAGCUUCCCAACACUAGAUAUAUGGCUGACAUGCUGGCUGCCAAUGGAUACAUGUAUACUUUCUAAGACCUCUAUGUCGGAAAGGAGCCGUGGAGUCCAUCCCAUGAUUGGGCCAAUUUUAUGGAGUGGCUCAAAGACAAAAAGCCAACAGAAAUCAACAAAGAGGUGGACGCAGUGCUGAGGUACCUGAAGGAGCAGUGCAGGGCCAAACACAUCGGAGCAGUGGGCUUUUGCUGGGGAGGGGUAGCCACACAUUACCUGGCCUUACAGUAUCCACAAGUCAAAGCUGGAGUGUCUCUUUAUGGUAUGACUUUUCUGCAGCAAAGCAUGCAGUCUGGUUUUAGAUUGGCUUUGAGACGGGUUUUAUGUGAUAUUGUGCAGGAAUAAUUUGACACUGAGGACAAAUAUGACCUGAAGAGCCCUACACUGUUCAUCUUAGGAGGGAACGACGACUUCAUCCCUGCAGAACAGGUCAGUAUCCUCGAAACAAACGUAAAGAAGAAAUGCAAGAUUGACUACCAGGUGAAGACAUUUCCCGGCCAGUCUCACGGGUUUGUCCAUCGCAAGAGAGAGGACAUCAACCCCGCAGACAAACCCAGCAUCCAGGAGGCCAGAAUGGACAUGCUCAACUGGCUCAACAAGUACAUGUAAAUGAGAAAAGUGACACAUCAAAGUCGCUCACAUGAAUUAUCAGGAAAGCAAACAGUGCCUUUAAUCAUUAAUCAACAUGGAAAUGAAAAACAUAGGUGCUAUUUAGUAAAGGUGGUGGUUGUUGCUCAGAUUUUUUUUUUUUUUUUUUUGCUGGGAUGAUGACAUUCCAGAGCUUUUCUAGAUGUUUUAUAUUUUAUUCUCCAAGUCUGGAUGUUGAUUGCAUCUUUGAUAUUGAGGAAUUGUGAUUUUAGUGCUAAUAUACAGUGAAUUUAAACAAAGCCAAAAAUGUUUAGCACUUUUGCCUUGUGGAGAACAUAUGGAUGCAGUAUUGUGUCUUGUGAAUCUUAACGUCCUAAACAUUAAAUGACAACAGCAUGUAGUAAAAG
This is a messenger RNA of Amphiprion ocellaris (clown anemonefish), 1400 nucleotides long. It is a transcript of the gene cmbl, whose product is annotated as carboxymethylenebutenolidase homolog (Pseudomonas). Gene Ontology annotation, molecular function: hydrolase activity. Lineage: Eukaryota; Metazoa; Chordata; Actinopteri; Pomacentridae. The record is from RefSeq and is a predicted model, not a curated record. The transcript has 5 exons.